UGUCACUGUUAUAGUGCAAUCAAUGUAUUGUUUAGUGUUGUGUUGUGGGAGGGUUGCCCCACCGUGAUUUACAUGCUAAUAUUGCAUCUGAUUAUGAAUAAAUAGUCUGACACUUUUCUACUAUUACGUGGGGGACUUUUAUUUUUUUAUUUCCGAAAUUCUGUGAACCGGAAGUACUUUCUUUAGUGCUGCUGACGAUACUUGUAGACUCCGCGUUUCUUCCAUCAGAAAGGAAACAGACUAUUUCUGCAUGGCAAUGUUUUGAGCAAACACGUAGUAUACGGCAUAGUUCCCGUAUAUCGAGUUAAGGGAACAUCUUUUGACAGUGGGCGAGGGGCAAUCUUGGGUUCGGUACACGGGCAUGGCAACAGUCGAGAAUGAUCCGAAGGCGAGCGAAGGCGGUGCCGCAGCAUUCUCGAAGGUCCACAGUCCUAUCUGGAAAGAAUAUCAACUUCGAAAGUAUCCUUUCCAGACCAGACCGAUACCCAGACUCUCUCACACGGAUCCUAGAGCGGAGAUGCUCAUAAACAACGAGGAACCAUUGGUUUUAACAGACACCAAUCUAGUGUAUCCGGCUCUGAAGUGGGACGUUGCGUACCUGCAGGAGAACAUUGGGAGCGGGGACUUCUCUGUGUACAUAGCGGAAAACCACAAAUUCCUCUACUAUGACGAGAAGAAAAUGGCCAACUUUGAGAACUUUUUACCCAAGUCUCGACGGAUAGACAUGAAAUUCUCUGAUUUUGUGGAGAAAAUGGAGAAAACGCAGGAAGAGGGAGGAGACGAGAGGGUGUACCUGCAGCAGACCCUGAACGACACCGUGGGCAGGAAGAUCGUGGUGGACUUCUUGGGUUUCAACUGGAGCUGGAUCAACAAGCAGCAGAGCAAAAGGAACUGGGGCCAGCUCACCUCCAACCUGCUCCUCAUAGGCAUGGAGGGCAAUGUAACGCCAGCCCAUUACGACGAGCAGCAGAACUUCUUUGCACAAAUCAAAGGUUACAAAAGGUGUAUCCUCUUCCCUCCGGACCAGUUUGAGUGUCUCUACCCCUUCCCUGUUCACCACCCCUGUGACAGGCAGAGCCAGGUUGACUUUGAGAACCCUGACUAUGAGAGGUUUCCCAACUUCAAGAAUGUAGUGGGCUAUGAGACUGUGGUCGGCCCCGGAGAUGUUCUUUACAUCCCCAUGUACUGGUGGCACCACAUUGAGUCCCUGCUGAGUGGUGGCGUGACCAUUACUGUCAACUUCUGGUACAAGGGUGCGCCAACGCCCAAGAGGAUAGAAACCCCACUGAGAGCCCAUCAGAAGGUGGCAAUCAUGAGAAACAUAGAGAAGAUGCUGGGGGAGGCACUGGGAGACCCACACGAGGUUGGUCCUUUACUGAAUAUGAUGAUCCAGGGCCGAUAUGACCAGGGAUUCAGCUAGAGAUUCAUUACAGGCUUAUCACGCCCACCUUCCCGUCUACUAUUCUUGUUGCCACAAUGCAAUUCAUAACAUUACUUCAUACAGUGUCACAAAUUUUUAGUUGUGUGUGGAUAUACUGUCUCAUACAGUAGGCAUGUUGUGUGUUAGUAGACACACACACACCAGAGUCUGUUUUGUGUAGUCCAGGGAUAUGUCUGCUGCUCUAAACUAUAUGUAUAUAUGAUAAUCCAUUUACAGUAACAUUUAAUACUAUUAUCAGAGCUGAUUACACAAUAUCACAAUGUUUUUUGAGCAUGUUCUAUGUAUACUGGGGCAAAUUGUCACAUGUGAAGACUUUCCCCAAGGUCAUUGAGACAACUUGCCCCAAACUGACAUGUGUGCUAAUGUUGGCUAAAUCUCAAGGUUAGCUCAACAUAGGACUGCAGCUAAAGUAUCAAAAUACACGUUAUUGUCUCCUCCAUUCAGUGCAAAAUUAUCAUUUUGAACAUUCAUACCUAAAAGUUUUAUUGCAUAAAAUGUAAAGUGCCAUUUUUUUAUUUUCAAGGGGAAAAAUAAGGAACUUGUGCUCACCUCAGAUUAGUAACCAUGACCACAUGUGAACAGGAAGUUGACCAUAGAACAUGUAGUCACACAAAUGAGCUAUUUGAGAUGGCGCCUCUAGUGUUGGAGGUAUGAACCCCUAUGCAUAAUAAUACAGUCCACACUCAAAGGGGAUUACGCAAUUUAAAAAUUGGAUUAUAGGCUAGACAUGUGUACCAAAGACAUCCUAAAUCAGAUUUGUUUUAUGGUUUUCUGCCAUGUAUAAUAUGCAGUAGGCUAUGUAUUGUUUGUAUAAGGCACAAUCAUAUAUAUAUAUAUAUAUUUUUUUUUUUCAGGCUUGGUCUUAUAAGCAUAUGCAUAUGCCCUAAUAUGCAUAUGGAUGUUUUGAAUUAAUAAUCACCAUAGAAAGCGCUGUCCAUUUCAUUGUUAGGCUUUGCCACAACAACCAUGUUUCACACUCUGUUUCAACCUGCUGUUGAACUUCUUUCUUCAAAUUGAUCGAUCACAGUGAGGUGAGUUUUAAAAAGCAUGACACCGUUUUGAUGAGUGUUUGAUCUGAUUUUUGAUUCAUUUGCAUUGAUAUCAGAGUGGUUAGAGGGACAAUAGAGCCCUUAGUGAGUUGGCUACUACCAAAGCUUGUCCAGAGUGCAUAAUAGGAGAAUACCGUUACUCAACUGUCACGUGGAAUUUUACUGCGGUCUUGACUGCUGGUGUGGCGAUAAUACGUCACUGCAACAGCCCUAUAGUAUGGAGGCCCUUCUGUGAUUGGUAAUGUGGUGAUUUUAAACGGCAUCAUAUUAGUUUGUUAUUAACAGUAAUAUAUUAAUAGUCUGGUUAAACCAGACUGACCAUGGCUGUGCUCAAUGGUGAACACAGCAUUCACUAGGCUAAUAUACUAAUGCUGCGUGUUAAAAUCCUACACCUUCAGUGACUGACUACAAAUGUUCUAGGAGUGUUCUAGCCAUGUGUAUUAUCUCCCCAACAGGCCGUAUUGUACUCCUCUGGCAAUCUCAAAACAAAUAUGGAAUGUGCCAAGCGGAAUGUUCAUGUCUUGUUUAUAUUUAGGCUGAUAUUCUAACAGUGUGUAGCAGCAAGGGAGUGUGUGCUUGAUUGUUUAUAGUAUCAAUAUUGUUCAUGAAAAAUACUAGUUCAAUGAAAUGGUCUGUUAAGUAAUUUUACAGUUAAGUCCCAGAGGUUAAAUUGCUCUCACUGUGUCUGUUUCUCCUACCUGUACUUUGUGUGCCUAGCUCUGUUAUGGUAUGGCUCAAGAAAUCGCAAGAACAAUGGAUAUCUUUUUUUUUCUCGUGUCUUUUCUAAAAACACAUUUCAAAAACCUUAACAUUGUUUUCUGGGUUCCUGCACUUGUAUGAUUUGAGAGUGUCUGCUGUAUUGUGCACUGAUUUAUAAAUGACUGGAGUUCUAUUGUUGUGCAAGUAGCUUUGAAAUAAAAUGUUCAACUUUA
This is a messenger RNA of Oncorhynchus mykiss (rainbow trout), 3422 nucleotides long. Its product is annotated as hypoxia-inducible factor 1-alpha inhibitor. The record is from RefSeq and is a predicted model, not a curated record. Gene Ontology annotation, cellular component: cytoplasm; nucleus. NCBI's taxonomy places the organism in Eukaryota, Metazoa, Chordata, Actinopteri, Salmoniformes, Salmonidae. Gene Ontology annotation, molecular function: peptidyl-histidine dioxygenase activity; ankyrin repeat binding; [protein]-asparagine 3-dioxygenase activity. Gene Ontology annotation, biological process: negative regulation of Notch signaling pathway.